AUGAAAAAGGCAUUACAAAGAAAGUCCCACGUGGGACUUGACAGAAGAGGGAGGUCCCCGAGUUCAGGGUCCCAGUCCCAGUCUGCAACAUCCUUGGAGCAGCCAGUGGCUGAGCAAGCUGAGUCUAUUGAUAACCCACUGCAUGAAGCUGCCAAACGUGGCAACCUAAGCUGGUUGAGAGAGUGUUUGGAUAAUCGAGUUGGGGUCAAUGGCUUAGACAAAGCAGGAAACACAGCUCUGUACUGGGCGUGCCACGGAGGCCACAAAGAUAUAGUGGAUGUUCUGUUUACCCAGGCAAACCUAGAGUUAAACCAACAGAACAAAUUGGGAGACACAGCUUUGCAUGCUGCUGCAUGGAAAGGUUAUGCAGAUAUUGUAGAGAUGCUGCUGGCAAAGGGGGCAAGAACAGAUCUGAAGAACAAUGAGAAGAAAUUGGCUUUAGACAUGGCAACCAAUGCAGCUUGUGCUUCCCUACUUAAGAAACAGACUGCAGGUACAGUCCGAACAUUAAGUAAUGCAGAGGAAUACCUUGAUGAUGAAGACUCAGAUUAAUGUUUUUCAGUCAGCCUAAAGAACUAUAACCUGCAUUGCCUAUGUCGUUCCCAAAACGUAUCUUUGCAACUGUAAAAAUAUCUUACUUAGAGUAUUGAAGUCUUCCAAUAUAGCGUCUAAAUGAGAGGGUGAAAUCAUGCUUUCCAAAGGAAUAAUUUUCACAUGUGCCCAAAAUUAUCACAUUAUAAAUCAGAGUUGCUUUGGAAUUAUCUGACAGAGGAAAGUGUGGCAUGCCCUCCUGGGCAGAGGACCAUCUUCUAAACUCAACAAGUUUCAUCUCAGGCUCUCCCAGCAAGUGCCUUGCAUCUCUGGAAUACACUCCUCAAGCUGAAAUGUCCCUCUGGGACAGCACAACACUGUUGGUAGGGUUUCCCAGAAUCUCUCUGGAUAGAGGUUCCUUUGUGCAGAUAAGAUAAUAAUGGCAGAAUCAGUGAGUUAGUAUCAUCUGACAGGCAUGAAUGGAGAUAGUACUAUAGAGAGUGACCAUUUUUUGCUCACACAGAGUUAGCAAGACAAGUUUUGAACAAGGUUUAAUUGUCUUGUUUUUUGGUUUUUUUGCUCUGUUUUUUUAAAGUUUUUCUUCUCCCCCCCCCCCCAUGCCUUUGUGUACCUCUGUAAGUAAGGGGUAGAAUGACAUGGGAAAAUGCCUCUGGAUGAUUUCUGUCUGUUGCUGUGGGCCCAAUUCCUGAAAUGUAAACUCAGGUGAAAUGCAACGUGCAUACUUAAGUAAGUUUUGCUUGAGAAAUACACUUAAUUUUUGGACUUAGUGACUUGAUAAUUUUGCUUUUUGAAGUGCCUUUUGCUGAAACUAUUCAUAGUGAAAGGAGGACAGAAUAUUUUUCUAUUUAUCCUGCCUAUUUUUUUUAACUAUCUCUUGCUUAUUUUUUAAAAGUAUUCUUAUAUUUUGUCCUAAAUUACCUCAAAGCUUAAGUGUUUUUGAAGAAAUGAGGAAAGAUGUACAUCAAGUAUACUACAGGUAUCUUUAGAAAAGAUAUCUGAAGCUGAAUAAACAUUAAAAAAUUGUAUUGCUUCUUUCUGUGAAUUAAAAAAGAGCUAAACAAUAAAUUGAGCCACUUUCAGGCUUCCUUGCAGAGUUAAAAAAUAUGUACUUCAUUCAGAAUAGGUGCAGCCCAAUAUUAUACCUUACUGAGGGAUACUUCCUUAUUGUGAUAGUAAGUAAAUGUUAAAUGUAUUUGAGCUACAUUUUGGAAUUGUUAUUGCUAACUUAACAUAUUGCAACUUUGUCAGAUUCAGUCCUACAUAGUAGUCUGUGAUACUUAAAAAGAAAAAAAAAAGCAAAAGAAAAAAAAAGCAAAAAAA
Calypte anna (Anna's hummingbird) is the source of this 1872-nucleotide messenger RNA. It is a transcript of the gene OSTF1, whose product is annotated as osteoclast stimulating factor 1. Gene Ontology annotation, biological process: signal transduction. The coding region runs from base 1 to 552 and encodes 183 amino acids. NCBI's taxonomy places the organism in Eukaryota, Metazoa, Chordata, Aves, Apodiformes, Trochilidae. Gene Ontology annotation, molecular function: protein binding. The transcript is spliced from 8 exons. The record is from RefSeq and is a predicted model, not a curated record.